This is a messenger RNA of Brassica napus (rape), 1359 nucleotides long. RefSeq lists its product as uncharacterized. Lineage: Eukaryota; Viridiplantae; Streptophyta; Magnoliopsida; Brassicales; Brassicaceae. The coding region runs from base 44 to 826 and encodes 260 amino acids. The record is from RefSeq and is a predicted model, not a curated record. The transcript has 2 exons.
UAUAUAAUCCAUAUCUGUACUCAUCUUUUAAUCAGGGAAAUUAAUGAAAAGGUGCUUAACGGGAAUCAAACUCUCUCUGACGCGCUUACCAAGACACUCGUGCUCCGACGCCGGUAGAGCGGGAGCUCGCCGGCGUCGCCUCCGUCCCAUCUUCUUCUUCAUGGUUUCUUUUGCUCCAAGUCAAAACUCUCGUUCUGUCACUUAUUUCGCCUUUCCUCAAUCAUUUAUUCUGGAUCUUGAGAUAACAAAACUGGAGAAGACCUUUGUGGUCUCUGCUCGGGUUUUGGAGACCACCGGACCUGCAUCCUUCACCGGGGAAUCCUGGAAUUGCGGUACAAAGACCACCUCUCCCUGCCUCGACCCACAAAAGGGAUGGCUCUCUAUCUGCAACAGAUCUGCAACUCACUACGCUUGCACAAAUGGCGCCUCACAUCACCUCUUCCCCCUUUCUGAGUUCAACUUUCAGCUGCGCUCCAGAUCUGAGAGGACCUCCACGGGUUUCUCCGGAUCUGAGCUACUCUCAGAUAAAGCUCAAAGCUCAGACGUAAAGAACACCUCAAGCCACCGUAGUUCAUCAACUUCACGUUACAAACGGGAUUCCGUACCUCUCCUCGGUGGCUGCUCAAUCCCUAAACUUCCGAUCUUCACGGUCUCCUAUCCUCCAUCUUGCGCCACCGUCCUUCACCCCGCCAAUGAGGUGUGCCCUAAUUCCGCCGCACGCACGCUGCUCGUAAAGUUCAGAUCCGUUGAGGGUAAUGCUGACAUCAGCCCUUCCUUUUCAUCUAUAUGGGCCAGGCCCAUGCCAUUUGCAAAAGUUUUUCAAUGAGUCUCGAUGGAUUCACCGAACCUUUGAUCCAAACUAUUGUGAACACGAUGUUAUAUCAUUCGAUUCAGAAGCGAUCCUUACUUUUGUGGUUGUCAAUGGAUUCACCAGUACCAUCAUCGAAGACCUUCUCCAUGAGAAGUGUCAUCUCUCCUGCUAUAAAGCAGAUGAAGUUGUCAAAAUCUCUAACCGUUUUGUUAUCUUGUGGAGCGGUUCGUACGGGGCCUGAAGAUGCAACGGAUUUCGUUUCGACGAUAUUUCGAGGUGUAGAUUGUCUAUCAACGUCACUAUUUAAUGUGACUAAGUUUUAACUUUCCGGCUUUGCCGUGAACUUUAUUUCGACGCAUUCGAGCUUUACUCAGAAUUCGCUGUCAAUUUAUCCUAGAGGUUUCUCUACUCUUAUCAUUUAUGUUGUAUUGUCUCUUGUUCUGUUGGUAGAACCAGGAUUAUUCCUGCUUGAAAGUGUAGUCCGAAUGUUUUAAGUAUUAAUGAAAGUAGUGUUCAAAAAAAAAUAUACAUAUAUAUAUAUAUAUAUA